AUGUGGAGCUCCCCCAGGCCCAUCUCGGCGUUGGUGCUGCUGAUGGUCACCGCCGCGCACGUCGGAGUGAAGGUCACCCCAGACGUGAAGUACACGAAGACAAAGCCCUUGCAGCUGGCUGCCAGUGGUGCCUCUCACACCCCCCUCACCCCUCUCUUGGGGAAAAGCCCCUUCCCAGCAGCCCCAGGCAGGGCUGAGCUGCCCAGCUCGAGCUCCAUGGCCCAUGGGGCCACCACGCUCUUCCCCUUUGAGAACUACACUCUGGACACAGCUGAUUACUUCUUCAACUGCUGUGACUGCUGCCCACCCUCUGCAGGGCCCCGCGGGCAGCCAGGGGAGCCAGGACCCCCAGGUCCCAAGGGGGAGAAGGGAGAUGCUGGUCGGCAAGGUCUGUCAGGAACCCCUGGUCCUCAAGGCCCCAAAGGUUCUAAAGGAGAAAGAGGAGCCAAAGGGGAGCAAGGAGAGCGAGGAGUGAGUGGGACCCCCGGGUAUCCAGGCAAGCCUGGGCUGCAAGGUGAAGCUGGAGCUAAAGGCAAUAAGGGCAGCUACGGCUUCCCCGGCCUGAAGGGACAAAAGGGCUCCAAAGGGGACACUUGUGAGAACGGGACCAAAGGAGACAAGGGAGAUAAGGGGGACAUCGGAGACCCCGGAGUGGAUGGAGAACAGGGUGACAAAGGGGAAAAAGGAGACAUAGGGGAGAAGGGCUACUGCGGGGAGCCAGGGGGGAGAGGUGCCAAGGGGGAGCGAGGGGAAGGGGGCACGAAGGGAGAAAAGGGGAACAAGGGGGACGUGGGGGCCGAGGGCGUUCAGGGGCUGGAUGGAAAACAGGGGGUGAAGGGCGAGCAAGGCAAGAAGGGUGAGAAAGGGGACGCGGGCCCCGCAGGCGCCACGGGACCUUCCGGGCCCAAGGGGGCUGCGGGCAGCAAGGGCAGCCGCGGGGCGCCGGGCAGGAAAGGCUCCCGCGGGCCGAAAGGAGCCCGAGGCGCGUCCCCGAAGCCGCUGCGCUCGGCCUUCAGCGCCGGCCUGUCCAAGCCCUUCCCUCCGCCCAACGCCCCCAUCCGGUUCGACAAGGUGCUGUACAACGAGCAGGAGGACUACAACCCUGCUACCGGCAAGUUCAACUGCAGCGUGCCCGGCGCCUACGUCUUCGCCUACCACCUGACGGUGCGGGGCCGCCCGGCGCGCGUCAGCCUGGUGGCGCGCAGCAGGAGGGUGGCCAAGGCCCGGGAGACCCUCUACGGCCAGGAGAUCGACCAAGCCUCCUUCCUGACCGUCCUGAAGCUGAGCGCCGGCGACCAGGUGUGGCUGGAGGUGGCGCGGGACUGGAACGGGGUCUACGUCAGCGCCGAGGACGACAGCGUCUUCACAGGCUUCCUUCUGUACCCCGACUUCCUGGAGAUCCGGCUGUAG
Messenger RNA from Indicator indicator, 1410 nucleotides. It is a transcript of the gene OTOL1, whose product is annotated as otolin 1. Bases 1 to 1410 code for a protein of 469 amino acids. Gene Ontology annotation, molecular function: protein binding. The transcript has 4 exons. The record is from RefSeq and is a predicted model, not a curated record. Lineage: Eukaryota; Metazoa; Chordata; Aves; Piciformes; Indicatoridae.